Molecule: messenger RNA, 1970 nt
Organism: Pteronotus mesoamericanus
Lineage: Eukaryota; Metazoa; Chordata; Mammalia; Chiroptera; Mormoopidae
Product: UDP-glucuronosyltransferase 3A1-like
Exons: 7
Coding region: 201-1763 (520 amino acids)
Cellular component (GO): UDP-N-acetylglucosamine transferase complex
Molecular function (GO): glucuronosyltransferase activity
Source: RefSeq, a predicted model, not a curated record
GGGAGGAGGGACAGUGGACCAAAGGGAGCGCGCGGAAGGAAAGACAGGCAGAAUCCUCCUCCAAGUUCUUCUCAAGCUCCCACAGGCGCCUUUCCUUCCCUGCCCGCGCGCCUCUGUUCCAGGCGCACAGGCCCCUUUGCGCACCGCGCGGGUGAGGGCGCACAGCACAGGCCCGGAGCCGCUGCUGCUGAGGAGCAAGCAUGGCAGGGCUGCUGCCGCUGCUUCUAGCUGGCUUCCUUCUGCCCGGGCUCCUGCUCUCAGAGGCUGCCAAAAUCCUAAAUGUGGCCUUUCUGGGGGGAAGCCAUCAUCUACUGAUGGAGCGGAUGUCUCAGAUUCUUCAAGAUCAUGGGCAUAAUGUCACUUUACUUCACCCGGGAAAAAAUUCAACCAUAUCAGAUUUUAAAGAUGUGGAAAAAACAUACAAAGUUAUCACUUGGCUGCGACCUGAAGAGUUUAACAAAGAAUUUGAGAAGUAUUUUGAUUCAUUCCUGAAAGACGCUAUGGCUGACAGAUUUGAACACAUAAUAGAAAUGAUGCAACUGCUGGGGCGUCAGUGUACUCAUUUUCUCAGAAGCGAUAUCCUGGAUAUCCUAAAGAAUGGGAACUUCGACCUGAUGACGUUGGACAGUUUUGACUACUGUGCUUUGCUGAUUGCUGAGAAGCUUGGGAAGCCAUUUGUGUCUAUUGUGCCCACCACGUUCGGUACCGCAGACAUUGGGCUACCAAACCCUCUGUCUUACGUGCCGGCAUUCCAGGCCUCGCUAACAGACCACAUGGAUUUCUGGGGCAGAGUAGAGAAUUUUCUGAUGAGCUUUAGUUUCUUCUGGAGUCAAUGGCUGAUGCAAUCUACGUUUGACAAUACCAUCAAAGAGCAUUUUCCAGAAGGCUCCAGGCCAGUUUUGUCUCAUGUGUUGAAGAGAGCAGAGUUAUUUUUUGUUAACUCUGACUUUGCCUUUGAUUUUGCUCAGCCUCUGCUUCCCAACACUGUGUAUGUUGGAGGCUUAAUGACCAAACCUGUUAAACCAGUACCACAAGAAUUUGAGACAUUCAUUGACCAGUUUGGAGACUCUGGUUUUGUCCUUGUGGCUUUGGGCUCCAUUUUGAGCAUUACGCAGACCCAGGAGAUUCUUAAGGAGAUGAACAGUGCCUUUGGUCAACUGCCUCAGGGGGUGAUAUGGAAGUGUAGUCCUUCUCAGUGGCCCAAAGAUGUCACAUUGGCAGCAAAUGUGAAAAUCGUGGACUGGCUUCCUCAGAAUGACCUCCUGGCUCACCCUCGUAUCCGUCUUUUUGUCACCCAUGGAGGGUUGAACAGCAUAAUGGAGGCCAUCCAGUAUGGCGUGCCCAUGGUGGGGGUUCCCAUCUCAGGAGACCAGCCGGGGAACAUGGUCCGAGUAGUAGCCAAAAAGUUGGGCGUCUCUCUCCGGUUCCAGCAGAUCAAGGCUGAGACAUUGGCUCUGAAGAUGAAGGAAGUCAUUGAAGACAAGAGGUACAAAUCGGCAGCGGUGGCCGCCAGCAUCAUCAGGCGCUCCCACCCCCUGACCCCCGCCCAGCGGCUGGUGGGCUGGAUCGACCACAUCCUCCAGACAGGGGGCGCGGCGCACCUCAAACCCCACGCCUUCCAGCAGCCGUGGUACGAGCAGUACCUGCUGGACGUCCUCUUGUUCCUGCUGGUGCUCACCCUGGGCACCGCGUGGCUCUGUGGGAAGCUGCUGCGGCUGGCGGCCAGGUGGCUGUGUGGGGCCGGGAAGCUGAAGAGGGCCUGAUGCACAGCGCAGACUCGGAGGGGGGUCGGGGGGCCACCGGCGCUUCGAAGACUUACCCCAGCACAGGCCACCCCCGUGGCCCCUCACCUCCACCAGAACCGCGGCACAAAGACUGUCUCGUGCUGUUUUCUGCCUCUGUCUGGAAAGUCUUAUGAAGCAAUCUUGGGCUGCUUCUUUAAAAAAAAAAUUAUGGUAAAAUAAAAUAUC